Molecule: messenger RNA, 1896 nt
Organism: Spea bombifrons (plains spadefoot toad)
Lineage: Eukaryota; Metazoa; Chordata; Amphibia; Anura; Pelobatidae
Gene: C4H2orf42
Product: chromosome 4 C2orf42 homolog
Exons: 9
Coding region: 121-1824 (567 amino acids)
Cellular component (GO): nucleus
Source: RefSeq, a predicted model, not a curated record
AUCAUUCUGCCCGUUACAGAGCACACUCCUUUUGUAAGGCGCUCCGGCGACGGCUCUGAGGCGGGAGCUUUGAUGCCGUUAUAGGGCCCCCAAGGCAAGAUACCCACCACAGAGUGAAGAAUGGAGCCUAAUUCAUCUAAACCUAAAGUUCCUGCGUUCCUCUCGAACCUGGGGAAGGCCACUCUGAGGGGGAUCAGAAAAUGCCCGCACUGUGGGACCUAUAACGGCACUCGAGGCCUGAGUUGCAAGAACAAGAGCUGUGGGACGGUUUUUCGCUUUGGGAAACAGCCAACCAAAGACGCUGUGAAGCUGGUUACGGGGUCUGACAUGCAGAUCUUCUCUGUAAGACAAAGAGAUAGGGGAAGUGACCACAGGUGCCUAGUGGUGAUGGGGAUGUCAGAGACUACUAUCCAAACAGCAGAAGGGGCCAUAUUCACCCAUAUAAGUUCAGGCCGCUGCUUUGCCCCUUCUUGUCUGAAAGUGGCAGCCCGUGGGGUUGUGGUGACCGAAUGCCAGCAUGUUAAGUUGACUAUGAACUGCCAAAACGAAGCUGAGCCUUUGCCCCUUAAAAGCACUGUACUGAAUUCCAUGCAGAUUCCAGCUGAGACUAAGCAAAGUAUCUGGCAACUGGCUAAUGAGCCAGCAGGGCCGCUGGUCCAGAGGGUAACCAAGUCGAUUCUAGUGGUUCGGUGCAAACCUAACCAGCAGCACAGUUUGGGGUAUGUCCAUGUGACCUUUACACAAAAGACUAAUUCACCAAGGGAGACAGGUCAUGUAUUUACGUGCUCCUGCCAGUCUCCAAAAGCCUCCAAAGGAGUACAACCAAAAUCUGAUUCCCAGGAGAAGUGCAUCCACUAUUACGCCUGCCUGGGGGCCUUUGCAAGCGAUGAUGCCCUCGCCGAAGAAUUCACAGAGUAUUUCUGCUACUUAUCUGGAGGUCUAAAGGAAGUGACUAUUUUGGCAACAGAGUGCAAGGUGGAAACAGAAGUGCGUGUUCAGGAACAGGCGCCUGCAGCGUUAAAACCCAAGAAACGCAAGAAGGAUGAUGGCCCCGGUACAAAUACAGCUGGUCAGGAACCUGCACUCAACAGCCUGAGGAAAGGUGCUUCCAAAAAGCCUGCAAACAACUCAACAAAGAGGCAAGGGUCUACUCAACCGAUGGAUGAGGCUCAGGUGUCUUUGUCUUUCCAGGACUGGCUGGCCAGUGUGACAGAGCGAAUUCACCAGACCAUGCAUUACCAGUUUGAUGGUAAACCAGAGCCUCUGGUAUUCCACAUUCCCCAGACUUUCUUCGACGCUCUUCAGCAGAGGAUUUCAAUGGGGAGCACACGGAAGAGACUUCCCAACCAUACAACCGCUUUUGUCCGCAAAGAUGCUCUUCCCCUGGGAACCUUCACAAAGUACACAUGGUUCAUAACUAGCAUGGUACACGUUAAACAGAUAUUUGACACGCCAGAGAUGCCCCUAGAAAUUGUGCGCACUUUUGUCCAGAACAGAGAUGGAACAUAUGAGCUUUUCAAAUCUCCCAAGGUCGAGGUUGAAAGCAUCGCUGAAACCUAUGGUCGAAUGGAGAAGCAGCCUAUACGGCCCUUAGAACUGAAAACAUUUCUGAAAGUUGGCAACACAUCCCCAGAAGAGGAUCCUACCCCAUUCACCAUUGAGUGGAUUCCAGACAUCCUCCCCAUGUCCAAAAUUGGAGAGCUAAGGAUCAAAUUUGAAUAUGGACACUAUCGCAAUGGGCCCAUGAAUGAGUUCCAGGAGCCGUCCCCCAACCUUGAGCCCACGCUAGAGAUCACACCACUUACUACCAUCACAUUUGACUGAAAGUGAAUUUAAGGUUCAUUCGGAUCUUAUAUGAUAGCCAUUAUGGUCUGACAAACUGAAAUUAAAUGGGAU